AUGUCAAGUGCCAUACCCGAUCAGGCAACACCAAAUGAUAAUGGUGGAUCAGAGCAAGAAGUCAAUGAUGAUGGUGCACCUCCAGUUCAAGAACCAAGAAGAUAUUACUCUCAACACUCUAGCUACAGGCUGUCAAAGGACUCUGAUCAUGUUAGGGGCAAUCUUUUGGAUGAGGAUGGUGGAGAGCCAUUUGGGGAUGCUCCACACUACGAUCCGCUUUGUGAUCACAAGCAGUUUCAAUUUAUUCCAAGGUUAAAGUUUGGAAGUCCAGAAUAG
Molecule: messenger RNA, 276 nt
Organism: Linum trigynum
Lineage: Eukaryota; Viridiplantae; Streptophyta; Magnoliopsida; Malpighiales; Linaceae
Source: the annotation of a GenBank genome assembly